Molecule: messenger RNA, 1992 nt
Organism: Phragmites australis (common reed)
Lineage: Eukaryota; Viridiplantae; Streptophyta; Magnoliopsida; Poales; Poaceae
Product: cytochrome P450 78A5-like
Exons: 2
Coding region: 187-1734 (515 amino acids)
Molecular function (GO): heme binding; monooxygenase activity; oxidoreductase activity, acting on paired donors, with incorporation or reduction of molecular oxygen
Source: RefSeq, a predicted model, not a curated record
AAUGCAUCUCGUUUUUAGCCGCUUGAAGAUUAGAAAGCGUGACAAAGAAAACCCUCUUCUUACCUUAAACACAGCCUCCCUGCUAGUCUAUUUAAAUCUCUCUCCUCCCUCCUCCCUCUCCCAAACCCCACACCAUCCUGCCUUCCCACCUCCCUACCCAGGGAAAACCACCAUCACGCGCUCGCCAUGGACGCCACUCUCACCAGCACCGGCCAAGACUACAUCCUCCUCCUGUUCCCGGCCGCCACCACCUUCCUCUCCCCGCUUCUCGCCUUCCUCCUCGUCGCCGUCUCACUGGUCUGGCUCUUCCCUGGCGGCCCCGCGUGGGCGCUCUCCCGCCGCCGUGCCCCGCCGCCGCCGGGGGCGCCGGGCGUGGUCACCGCGCUCUCUGGCCCCACCGCGCACCGCGCGCUCGCGAUGCUGACACGGUCGAUUCCCGGUGGAGCCGCGCUGUCGGCCUUCUCCGUCGGGAUCACCCGCUUCGUCGUGGCCAGCCGGCCGGACACGGCGUGGGAGCUCCUGGCCAGCGCCGCCUUCGCCGACCGCCCCGUCAAGGACGCGGCCCGGGAGCUCCUCUUCCACCGCGCCAUGGGCUUCGCCCCCUCCGGCGACUACUGGCGCGCCCUGCGACGCAUCAGCUCCGCCUACCUCUUCAGCCCGCGCAGCGUCGCCGCGUCGGCCCCGCGCCGACUCGCCAUCGGCGAGCGCAUGCUCGAGCACCUCUCCACGAUCGGCGGCGGCGAGGUCGUCAUGAGACGCGUGCUCCACGCGGCCUCCCUGGACCACGUCAUGGCCACCGUCUUCGGCGCGCGCUACGACGCCGCGAGCCAGGAGGGCGUCGAGCUCGAGGAGAUGGUGAAGGAAGGGUACGACCUGCUCGGGAUUUUCAACUGGGGCGACCACCUGCCGUUGCUCAAAUGGCUGGACCUGCAAGGCGUGAGGAGGAGGUGCAGGAGCCUGGUGAGCAGGGUGAACGUGUUCGUGACAAAGAUCAUUGACGAGCACAAGCAUAAUAAGAGAGGCGGUACUGGCGGAGGUGACGAGACGGCCGGAGACUUCGUCGACGUCUUGCUGGGAUUAGAGGGGGAGAAGAAGCUGUCAGAGACCGACAUGAUCGCUGUUCUCUGGGAGAUGAUCUUCCGAGGAACAGACACGGUCGCGAUCUUGCUGGAGUGGAUCAUGGCGAGGAUGGUGCUGCACCCGGACAUCCAGUCCAAGGCGCAGGCCGAGCUGGACGCCGUCGUGGGCCGCGGACGUGCUGUGUCGGACGCCGACGUGGCCCGUCUGCCCUAUCUCCAGUGCAUCGUGAAGGAGACGCUCCGCGUGCACCCGCCGGGCCCGCUGCUCUCGUGGGCGCGCCUCGCCGUGCAUGACGCGGUCGUCGGCGGCCACCUGGUCCCCGCGGGCACUACGGCCAUGGUGAACAUGUGGGCCAUCGCGCACAACCCGGCGGUCUGGUCGGAGCCUGGCGCGUUCCGGCCGGAGCGGUUCCAGGAGGAGGACGUGAGCGUGCUGGGCGGCGACCUCCGGCUCGCGCCGUUCGGGGCAGGGCGGCGCGUCUGCCCCGGGAAGACGCUCGCGCUAGCCACCGUCCACCUGUGGCUCGCGCAGCUGCUGCACCGCUUCGAGUGGGCGCCGGCGGACGGAGCCGGCGGCGUGGACCUGUCGGAGCGCCUGAACAUGUCACUGGAGAUGGAGAAGCCCCUCGUUUGCAAGGGCCGGCCAAGGUGUUGAUCGGUGAAGCUCUAAUGGCGCGCGGUUUUGCUAGUAGCGUUUAAUUACGCGGCCAAAUCUUCCUUUUGCCAAUCGGAAGAUGUGUUCAUCUCGUUACUUUGCAUGGUUUGGCGAUCGAGCGAGGUGACUAAAAUUAAGCGAAUGUAAGCAUCACAUGGAUGAUGGAUGCAUAUAUCAUGUGGGCGCGCGCCACUCCAGUGUUACUACCAAACAUGUGGAAAUAUAUGAUCAGAACAAUAAAAAUGAAAUGUUUUAUCU